Molecule: messenger RNA, 966 nt
Organism: Limanda limanda (common dab)
Lineage: Eukaryota; Metazoa; Chordata; Actinopteri; Pleuronectiformes; Pleuronectidae
Gene: dbx1a
Product: developing brain homeobox 1a
Exons: 4
Coding region: 1-966 (321 amino acids)
Biological process (GO): regulation of transcription by RNA polymerase II; cell differentiation in spinal cord
Molecular function (GO): DNA-binding transcription factor activity, RNA polymerase II-specific; DNA binding
Source: RefSeq, a predicted model, not a curated record
AUGAUGAUCCCCAGCGUGCUCGCGCCUCCAGCCUUCUACCCGGGGCUGUACCGACCCUCCCCGGGUCUGCCCCCCCUCCACCACCACACCCUGCCCUCCAGCUUCCAGACCCACUCCAGCUUCCUGGUGGAGGACCUGCUGCGCAUGAGCCACCCAGCAGCCUUCAUCACCCGGACUGCUCCUCCUCCUCCUCCACACAGCGCCUCCCUGCCCACCAACACCUGCACCUCCACCUUGUCCUCGUCCUACUCCACCAACACCUCCACCUUGUCCUCGUCCUACUCCUCCAAAACCUCGCUGCCCAACAGCAAGGACCCAACUUUUCUCAAGUUUGGAGUGAGCGCCAUCCUCGCACCUUCACCAAAGAGCGCCUCCUCACACCCUGCUCUCCACCACCUGCACUCCAAGAGCUUCCCGUUCCCCUGCUUCGACGGGAGCUUCCACCCCAUCUUCAGGACGCCUUAUCUCCCAGCAUCUUCAUCCGUUGUUCCCAUUCCCGGGACCUUCUCAUGGCCUCUGGCCGCCAGAGGGAAACCCCGCAGAGGGAUGCUGAGGAGGGCGGUGUUCUCCGACGUGCAGCGCAAGGCCUUGGAGAAGAUGUUCCAGAAACAGAAAUACAUCAGCAAGCCCGACAGGAAGAAGCUGGCGUCCAAACUGGGCCUAAAAGACUCACAGGUGAAGAUCUGGUUCCAGAACCGGCGGAUGAAGUGGAGGAACUCUAAGGAGCGGGAGCUACUCUCCUCGGGGGGCUGCCGCGAGCAGACGCUGCCCACCAAGGCGAACCCCCACCCGGACCUGAGCGACGUGGGCAAGAAGUCCUCCGCCGAGGAAGAGGAGGAGGAGGAGGAAGAGGAGUUUGUAAGAGAGAGAGUGAGGUCGGCGGGGUCCAGCGUCUCCUCUCCGUCUCUGUCCAGUAAGCACUCAGACUUCUCAGAGUCAGACGAAGAGGAAAUAACAGUAUCUUAA